Molecule: messenger RNA, 2792 nt
Organism: Xyrauchen texanus (razorback sucker)
Lineage: Eukaryota; Metazoa; Chordata; Actinopteri; Cypriniformes; Catostomidae
Exons: 2
Coding region: 124-2466 (780 amino acids)
Source: RefSeq, a predicted model, not a curated record
UAAAAAAAUAUUUCUCGUUGUCUUAAAUGUCCUUAUAUUCGGGCGGCAAAACGUUCUGUUCACUUCCGAUUCACUCGUUGCCUGAGGCGAAGUCGGUGCUGACAUAAAUUAAAUUUAAUUGAAAUGCCAGGAAAGUGUAGAUUUAACAAUGUCUGGCUUCACUUGGAAACAUACAAUACAUGGCUCGAAAAGGUCCAGGACCCGAGGAAAGCGAGAUGUGGACUAUGUUCUAAGAUAAUUGACAUCUCUAAUAUGGGAGAAUCAGCGCUCACUAGCCAUGCUAAAGGCGCCAAGCACCAGGCAGUAAAGGCUGCGCGUGAAGGCUCAAGCAUGACUAUCACUAGCUUCUUUUCUCCUCCGGCGACAUCGACCAAUGUUAGGCUAAUUGCAGGUUCUUCCAUCACGAGUCAGGUUGAAGGCACAAGACAAGGGACUAUCUCAAAUGAUAGACAAGACGCGUUAAGGGCCGAGGUAUUGUGGGCGUUAAAAGUCGCAAACUCCCACUAUUCUUUUAAAUCGUGCGAGGAUGUCAGCGCACUGUUCAGAGCUAUGUUUCCUGACAGUCAGUUGGCAGCCAAAUUUGCGUGUGGGGAACGUAAGUGUGCUUACUUGUGUAAUUUUGGAUUGGCUCCUUAUUUUAAACAGCUCACUUUGAAGACAGUCACUACACAGAUGUCUUAUGUACUUUUAUUUGAUGAGAGCCUGAAUAAUUACCUACAGACUAAACAGUUAGAUGUCCAUGUCAGGCUAUGGGACGGGCCCAAUGUGAAGACCAAAUACAUCGGUUCAGAGUUCCUGGGGCAUUCAAUCGCCAAAGAUGUUGUUGAGAAACUCAACAACUUGCUUUCACAGCUCGGAAUGACCAACCUCAUCCAAAUCUCGAUGGAUGGACCGAACGUGAAUUGGAAAGUGUUUGAAAUCCUUCAAAAGCAGCUGCAGAUUGAUGUGGGAAAGUCACUUAUCAACAUCGGGUCGUGCGGUUUGCAUAUACUGCACAAUGCAUUUAGAGGCGGAUGUAAAGCGAUUGGAUGGGACAUUGAACAUGGACUUUCUUGUCUCUACUGGCUGUUUCACGACUCCCCAGCCCGGCACGAGGACUUUGUGACAGCGACUGGAUGCAGCACGAGCAUGCUAAAGUUUUGCAAGCACCGGUGGGUCGAGAAUGUUAACGUAGCGGACAGAGGAUUACAACUCUGGCCGCAUGUGAAACGAUACGUGGAGAUGGUAGGGAGAGGCGAACUCCCCAAUCCAAAGGUGAAAUCGUUUGAGGAGGUGAAGAACCGGUGUGCUGAUCCUCUCUUCACUGUAAAGGUUGGCAUAUUCAUCAGCAUUGCGCGAGAAAUUGAGCCCUUUCUCAACAUGUAUCAGACGGACCAACCAAUGCUGCCAUUCCUUGCUGAGGACAUGACUAGACUGAUCAAAGGACUCAUGGGCCGAUUUGUGGUGGACAUGCACCUGAAGGAAUCAUCCACACUCAAGCUCCUGAAUGUGCCUUACCAGGACCGUAACCUGCACAAAGAUGCUUCUCAAAUUGACCUUGGGUUCACUGCAGAAUCUACACUAAAGCAACUUAAGUUCACUAAACAGGUUUCAGAUAAGCAGUCCCUAGAGAUAAGAUUGGACAGUAAGAAACUUCUGAUGAAUCUUCUUGACAAGCUGCUGGCAAAGGCUCCUGUGAAACACACCUUAGUAAGAUGCCUACAAUGCUUAGACCCGAGACACAUGGCCAAAUCUAAGGAACAGUGUGUUAGACAAAUGAUGAUAGUACUACGCAGUAUUGUGGAGGCUAAACAUGUAAACAGCACUGUAUGUGAUGAUGUGAUGAGAGAGUUCCGGGAGUUUUGCGAUUUGGCUAAAUUACAGACUAAAUUCAGGGAUUUUGACCCCAAAGCAGAGCGUGUGGACACACUGCUGUAUGAGACAAUGGGGACCAACCCCUCUUUUUCCAGACUGUGGGAUGUAGUGAAGGUUGUACUUGUGCUGUCUCAUGGACAGGCAAGUGUAGAGAGAGGAUUCUCAAUAAAUAAAGAGCUAAUUGUGGAAAAUCAGAAGGAAUUGUCUUUGGUAGCUCAAAGGCUCAUUGUUGACCAUGUCAGGUCUGUUGGAGGUGUAUCAAAUGUAGCCAUCACAAAAGAUUUGCUUCUGUCAGCAGGAGGAGCCAGGCAAAGAUAUCAUGGCUACCUUGAUGAACAAAAAAGAGUGUCAAAACAGGAUGCAGUAGACUUAAAGCGGAAGAAGCUUAGUGACGAACUCCAAGGUCUGAAAAAGAAGAGGGCCACCAUUGAGACAGAUGUGUUUGCCCUCGAAAAAUCUGCUGAUGAAUUGUCAGAGAAAGCUGAAAAAACAAGUUGUCUAACGUUAAUUUCCAAAUCAAACAGUUUCCGUCGGACAGCAAAGGAAAAAAGAGCUGCUCUGUUCAACAUUGAGAAGCAAAUUGAUGAAAAGCUUGCAGAAAUGAAAAAGUGAAGUGUGUGUGUGUGUGUGUGUGUGUGUGUGUGUGUGUGUGUGUGUGUGUGUGUGUGUGUGUGUGUGUGUGUGUGUGUGUGUGUGUGUGUGUGUGUGUUUAAAAAUGGAAGGUUAUGUCCUCCAUAUGUGUUGUAAACUUAAGUAGGGUGAAAAAAAGAUUAAACUCUAGUUGUGCAUUCACUGUUCAAUCUCCACUACUGCCCAAUUAGUUGUUAAUUUGCAGUUGCUGUGUUUUAUCAGGACACUUAUGUACAUUUUACUUAUGUAUUUUAUCCUGUGUCCUUCAAAGAUCUUGCACUAUGUUUGCGUUUAAGUAAAUGUGUAUU